CGCGGCUCAGACGCGCGGAGCGGCGCAGCAGCGAGCAGCCCCGACCUUUACGCACGGAGGUCCCCGGGACGAGCCCGCUCCCCGCCCGGCUCCCAGCCCGGCUCCCGGCCCCCGGUCCGCUCCGGGACUGCCCCCCCCGGUCCUCUGCCGGGUCUCUGCGGGUGAAGCGCGCUGCGGGCGGCGGUGAAGCGGCGGCAGCCGGAGCCUCUCCAAGCGGUUUAGUCGGUUGACGGACGGCGGCAGGAUGCUGCGGCUGCUGCUGUGUCUGCUUCCUGCGCUGAGCUGCGGCAGGAUCAUUACGCAGGACGGACCUCUGAAGGACAGACACAGCCAUGCAGAGGAGGCGGUUGCUGCGACGACGAAGCCCGACAUCUACUACUGCCGCUCGCCCAACAUGGAGGACUUCACCUGCUGGUGGCACCCGCUCGACAACCUGACGGCCGGCGAGGAGGCCACCUACGUCCUGACCUACUCCAAAGAGAAGGGGCGGGUCCAGGAGUGUCCAGACUACGUGUCGGCGGGACCCAACAGCUGCCACUUCGACAGCAGCCACACGUCCAUCUGGAAGAUCUACUGCUUGAACGUGACGGCCGUCACCAGCCGCGGGAACUACACCUCCCGGCAGCACUGCCUGGACGUCGCAGACAUCGUUCAGACCGAAGCUCCGGUCAACCUGACCUACCAGCUGACGGCGGCCGGCGGGGACGAGGCGGGCCAGAGCGUGCUGCUGUCCUGGAAGUACCCGGUGCCCUCCCACCUGCAGUACGGCUGGAUCACGCUGGAGUACGAGCUGCAGUACAGUAGAGUCACUGAACCCGACAACUGGAAGGUGAAGCAUCCUCUGCGGGAGCCUCACUUCCAGCUGCUCGGCCUCCCCUUCGGCGAGUACGCGGUCCGGGUCCGCUGCCGCUCGCGGAACCACGGCCUGUGGAGCAAAUGGAGCUCCACGCUGUCCAUGAGCAUCCCCGCCAAGCCGCCUGCGGGUAAACUCCUGCUGCUGAUUCUGGCCACAGGCGUGAGCGUCGUGGUGCUGCUGGUGAUCACGUUUGGCGUCAUCCCGCAGAGCAGCAGGAUAAAGGAGUACUUCCUGCCGCCCAUUCCAAAGCCGCGGAUCAUCGGCGUGGAUCCUCUGCUGCUGAAGUUGGCAGGGAUCUUGGUUGCCAUGGCGUCGGCCAAUGAGACGGAGGACAGCGGCGACCAGACGGUGCCCGGCGAGGAUGAGAAUGAGGAGGAGAGGAGCGUCCGGGGCGUCCAGGCUCGAUACCUGCGCUGCCCGUCGCCCAGUUUCUCCAUGAUGUCUGAGUCCAGGUUCUCCUCCAUCUCCGGCUCGGACGCCGCCAGCAUCUUCAUGGAGCCCAUCCACCUGUCGUCGGCCAUCGCCGCCAAAAAGAUCAUCAGCGAGGAGCUGCCGACUCGCGGCGUGCGCUCCGAGUCCAUCCCUGACUCCAUGUUGGAGCCGGCCGAGCAGCUGAUGGUGGAAGACCUGUACAACCGAGUCAGGGACAUGAUCGACGACCGCAGCCCCUACAACACGCCCUGCGUGCUGGACAUCCAGCGGGCCAUGGUACAGGACCGCCUGGAGGCUCCCAUCAACCCGGUGGACGAGGUCUGGCCCAACAUCUUCAUCGCCGAGAAGUCGGUGGCAGUCAACAAGGCCCGUCUGAAGCGAAUGGGCAUCACUCACAUCCUGAACACCGCUCACGGCACCGGAGUCUACACCAGCCAGUCCUUCUACGCCGGCAUGAACAUCCAGUACCUGGGCAUCGAGGUGGACGACUUCCCCGACGCCGACAUCUCCACACACUUCCGCUCCACCGCCGAGUUCCUGGACGAGGCUCUGCUCACACACAAAGGAAAGGUUCUGGUGGUCUCCAUGAUGGGAGUCAGCCGCUCUGCGAUCCUGGUGGCGUCCUACCUGAUGAUCUUUCACCACAUGACCAUCAUGGAGGCGCUGACCUCCAUGAGGAAGAAGCGCGCCAUCAACCCCAACGAGGGUUUCCUGAAGCAGCUCCGACAGCUGAACGAGAACCUGAUGGAGGAGCGCGACGAUGACGACGACACGCUCAGCCAGUGCUCGGUGAUCGACGCUCGCGCCCGUGCUCGCAUCUUCGGUGAAGGCGGGUAUGAUGAGGAUGAGGAUGAGGAUACUGACAAAGAGGAGGAGCAGAGCAUGAUUGAGGUGAAAGCUCAGUCAAUCAUGAUGGAGGAGGAGGAGGAUGGGCAAAGCGUGAUGAGCAGCGUGGCGUCCUCCGCCGCCGCCGCCGCGCUACAGAAUGGAGAGAUCAGAGUCAAUGGUGGGCAGGUCAACAAAGAGCCAGGCGGCGUUCAGGAGAAGCUCCUCCUGCCAGAGAGCGAAGAUCGGGACGAGGGAGACGACAACGACGACGAUGGUCUCGAUAGCAUGAUCCGGGAAUGGCAGCGGAGAAAUGAGAAGUUCCAGAGUGAAGACUGGUGGGAGGCGCAGCUGAACAGCGACGACGAUGACGGAGAGUCUCUCAGAGACGAACGUCCAAAAAAGCCACAGGGUGGCGCAGACGGCGAUGUUGAGAGUGUCACCAGUGAGGACGUUCGCGCCGUGAAGGAGCGCCUGAAACGACGUGGCAAGCGCCCCCCCUCCGAGGCCAUGUCCACCUCCAGCUACUCGAGCUACUCUGACCUGUGGAAGCAGCGUCUGAGGGAGAUCGAGGAACAGGCCGCCGCCCGCUACCGCAAGAAAGAGGACGACGAGACCAGCGAGAGCACAGCGGCGGAAGGUGAAGGACAGAAGAAGAAGGUCGAAGACGAGGUGGAGAGCAUCCUCUCCGAGAGCAGCUCCAUGUACAACUUCUGUCAGAGGAACAAGGAGAAGAUGUCACCGCUGGAGCGCUGGAGGGUCAAGAGGAUCCAGUUCGGCUGGAACAAGAAAGAUCGCGAAGACGGAGAGAAAAGUUCAGUCGGCGAUGGAGAGAAUGGAGAGGGAGAAGCCAAGACGCCAUCCCUCCAGGACGUCAACCUGACGGCGUACCAGUCGUGGAAGAUGCGGCAGCAGAAACGUCUCGGGGAGGAAAACACAGAUGAGAUUCUGGAGUUGAGCCGCGGCGAAGAUUCGGCGACUGUCAAAAGGAGGCAAAGACGUGAAGAGGUUCUGGAGCGGUCAAAGAAAACUCUGGAGGAAAGCAAGUCGAUGUGCGGCUGGGAGACGGAGAGCUGUGUCAGUGGAGGAACCAUCCCUCUGUCUGCCUUCUGGGCUGGAGCCGGGGUCACCGGACCGCCGAGCGCCGCCAACGAUGACAACAUGUCCAUGCUUAGCGGGAGAUCAUCUGUUAUUUCUUCAGUUUCACAGCCUCGCAGUGUUAGAUCUGCACAUUCUGCAGUUCCAGGGAGCAUGGUGCCACCAGUUCCUCCCAUCCUACCGGUUCCGACUGUGCAGGGUCCCGGCGGUGAACCCAUGGUCAAUCUGGCGAGCAUCCAGAACUGGAUCGCCAACGUCGUGUCGGAAACCAUCAAACAGAAACAGGGUGAGAUGAGUCUACCCCCUCCGUCUCGAGCCGGGUCGGAACUGAGCUUCGGUGGCGCCAAUAGUGUGAUCUCAGCUCGGGGAAUGGACGACGACAAGGCUUCCCUGCUCAGCGGUGCCUCUUAUUCCAAUGCUCUGCCUCAAGGUCACGUCCGGACGCCAUCCGUGCUCUCCGGCGGCGGAUCAAGCAGAGUUUCAGGUCUGAGCGAUAGAGCCUCGGCGUUGAGCUCCAAUCUCGGUUCCAGCAUUGGAAUUACCAAGAAAAACAAGAUCACCACCACCAGCGUGCCUCUCUUCAGCCUGUUCCAGGAUCAGGUCAACCUGGGGAAGUUGGACGCCAUGGACAAGGAGAUCAAGUCUGAAAUGAGGGACAAGAUGGCCAAGUAUGAAAAGAAGAAGAUCCUGGAGGACAAUAAGCGCAGCACGUUAUACAAGAAGAAGAAGCCGAAGGACGACGAAGAUGAGGAUGAGGCUAAAACGAGAGAAGAGGAGUUCCUGGAGGAAGCCAAGAAAAAGGAGAAACCGAAGAGGAGCUUUGGUCUGUCCGGCUGUCUUAACCUCAACCCGGCUCUGGAGAAAGACACAAACACCAGCAUCGACGACUGGCUGAAGAGCGUCAGACCCCCUCCGAGAAAACCUGCGUCUGGCGCCGAAGCUGCUUCGUCAGAAGACCCGUACGACGACCUGGACGCCUCCGCCUCCGAGUUUGAUUUCUCCGGCCGCAGGGAUUCCUACGCUGCCAGCGACGACGAGAAGGAGGAUGAGUACGGCGUUUCAUUCAGAUAUCGGCCAAAGCUACAAGAGUAUGGCCGAGGUGAUGAAGAUGAGGAAUACUCCCACAGCUACAGCCGAGCGGGGAGGUCGUACGGUGCCUACGGCGAAGGCGACGAGUCAACAGAGAGCUACAGUGAUUUCUCCACCAAGAGGAAGUUUGCUCAUCACUCGCUCUACGAUAGGAACGAUUCGGAGGGGAGGAGAAGCCGCAGAGAGGAGGCGCAGACUGAAGAGGAGGUGGAGGACGACGUCAGCGCCUUCAUCGCCCAAACCAGGCAGAGGGUACGAGCUCGAGCCGCCGCCGAGGCUGAAGACGACGAGGUGCUGGCUGCGUGGAGGGCCCAGCAGGACGCCAAGGCGCACAGUCACAGCCAAUCUUAGAAGAGAAGAUGGGCUGAAUGUUUCCAAGAAAUUACAUAACGUGAACUCUUACAUUUAUUGGGCUUCCUUCGGAGUCAUCAGGAAACUGCACUUUUAUUCUGAAAAAUGUAUAAGAUUCAUCAUUUUGAGGUAGUUUGAUACCUAACAAUGGCUAAUUCCUGAUAACUCUUCUAUCAUGCUUUACUCACAUCUCUACUGAAUGUAAAUCUCAACAUACGUCACCUUUUGUGCUUAUUUUCAUUAAAAACGUU
Salarias fasciatus (jewelled blenny) is the source of this 4902-nucleotide messenger RNA. Its product is annotated as dual specificity phosphatase 27. Gene Ontology annotation, molecular function: protein tyrosine/serine/threonine phosphatase activity; MAP kinase phosphatase activity; protein binding. The transcript is spliced from 13 exons. The record is from RefSeq and is a predicted model, not a curated record. The coding region runs from base 245 to 4651 and encodes 1468 amino acids. Gene Ontology annotation, cellular component: cytoplasm. Gene Ontology annotation, biological process: negative regulation of MAPK cascade; protein dephosphorylation. Lineage: Eukaryota; Metazoa; Chordata; Actinopteri; Blenniiformes; Blenniidae.